Molecule: messenger RNA, 5380 nt
Organism: Parathielavia appendiculata
Lineage: Eukaryota; Fungi; Ascomycota; Sordariomycetes; Sordariales; Chaetomiaceae
Product: glycosyltransferase family 1 protein
Exons: 4
Coding region: 368-4993 (1541 amino acids)
Biological process (GO): sterol metabolic process; carbohydrate metabolic process
Molecular function (GO): UDP-glycosyltransferase activity; hexosyltransferase activity
Source: RefSeq, a predicted model, not a curated record
GUGCAGUCUGCGUCCAGGCAGUAGACGAUAAUUGCACUCUGCGAUAUCUUACAGGGUUUGGGCACACUUCAACCUGAUUGCACCGAACAUCCCGCCACCUCGAGGUCGGCGCUGUCCCGUCAGCUGCUUAUUGCGCCGGUUUCCAACUCGCUCUCGAGCACGACUAACCCUUUCCCAGAUCCAGGCACCCGUCUGCGCCUGCCAAGCUCACCGCUGCAGUUGCACCUCAUACUAAGGUAGGACGGUUCGUCCUCCUGUCCGCCCUGUCCGAUCCACGCCUCUCGUCCUUUUUGGAAACUCACAUGCCCGUGUCUGUGGUUCCAGCGUAGCCUUCACUCUCUCCCGCUUUUCCGGAGAGAUCUUGGCCAUGGACACCACUCAACCGGCACCGCCUCCCGCCCCGCCGCGUCAUCCCCCCCAUGUGAGCGCCGAACCGACGGAUACGGGCACACAACAUUCCCCGAUGCCCCCGUCGUCACCGCCGACCGCGCCGGCGCACGCCAGCCACGAUGAUCGCGCCGUGCGUCGAGUGUCGAGGAAGUUGCAAAAGAAGCGCCGGGACGGCGAGCAUACCCCCACGAUGGAGCUCCCAGAUCGCUUAAAGGACCACGGCGAUCAGGCCGACAAUGAAGAGGAGGUGCUCCGUCCCCAGGGCUACGGCGGCGGCAUGUUUAUGAAUAUGAACCAGAGCAUAUUCGGGUUGAUUGCUGCUGCCGGCAGCCAAGCUGACUUUGCGGAUCGCUUUGAGGGUCAUAGCUCCGACGACGAGGACGACUCUGAAAUCCCAAUGGCUAAGACAAUCGCGGGACCAAAGGCGUUGGGGCGUGCAUCAUCCCCGGCCCAUAGCCUGGCUCACACAACAGUCCUUCUACGGCAUGGCCCGGGCCGGUUAAAGAGUGAGCUGAAGACUGAGCUCCGCCAUCGAAAGAAGAUGGUAGAGAGUCGUCUGAUGCGGUCUGUCCCGGGGCUUGCGCGGAUCACCGAUAAGAUCAAACACAAGUCAGCCAAGGUCAAGUCAGAUGCGCACGGGCAGAUGCAUGAGGACAGUGCUGCAGAGGCUGGAGCGUCGGCUAUUUCAGACUUCACGCCCAGCAUCGAGAUCACCCGAACCGAGUCCAGGACAGCGCCCGUCAUGAGCAGGAUGCUGGAAGCCCGUGCCGAGUUGGCAGCGCGGCCCAGCUUUGAUCUUGACAGAUUGUCCGACGAGCCCUCGCAGAUUACCGACGCAGGCGACUCGGGGCCGUCGGAGCUCGCCAAGAGGCUCAAAGAUAUCUUCGAGUUUGACCGGCCAGAGGAAGUCAUCGAGGAAUACCCCUGCUGGCUCCUGCAACAUGUCCUCCUCCAGGGGUACCUGUACAUCACUGCGCGGCACAUCGCGUUCUACGCGUACCUGCCCAAAAGAGGCAACGACGUUAUCAAGUCGGGCUACCUGUCAAAGUCUGGCAAGCGGAACCCCAAGUACAACCGAUACUGGUUCCGCCUCAAAGGCGAUGUCUUGUCCUACUACCGCGACCCCCAAGAUUUGUACUUUCACCAGGGCCACAUCGAUUUACGAUACGCCAUUUCGGCAAACAUCACCGAUAAGGAUAAGGAAGGGGUCAACUUCGCCGUCGUCACAGACCAACGCACAUAUUAUUUUCGAGCCGACAGCCCCCAGAGCGCCAACGAGUGGGUUAAGAGCCUGCAAAGGGUCAUUUUCAGGUCGCACAACGACGGCGACAGUGUCAAGAUUUCGCUGCCGAUCGAGAAUGUCAUCGACAUUGAGGAAACCAAUAUGCUCGACUUCGCCGAGACGUGCAAGAUCCGCGUCAUCGACAACGACGAGACAUACGCUAUCGACGAGUAUUUCUUCUCCUUCUUCACUUUCGGCAAGGAGGCUAUCAACAUCCUGAAAAUUCUUGUCGAGGAUGCGUCUUCUCAGGCGCAAGGGGCGAGUGGCCAGGCAGAGCCAAGCUCUGGGGAGCAGUCCUCCAAGAGAACCAGCGGCAGCUUCAACCGAGAGCAAGCGCCUAAUCUCAGUAUUCGCACAGGCAAACUCAGUGAAGGCGUCAAGGCCACUCUCUCCCCGAUGUCGCCCAAAGGCGUCUCCUCGCCGAGCCCACGGCCCAGCGCUGAUCUCCCGCGUACCAGCUUUGAUGCCUGCCGACCGUUUACCAGACGAAGCAUGGAUAUUCAGCAAAGUGCGAUGCACUACGCGCUGCACUCGGGGACGCCGCGCCGGAGCUUCAGCGGCAGCCGUCGGUCUCUCAGCAGGAGCCGCCAGGACGGCAACGAGAGGCAAGAGAGCAGCGACUCGUACGUGCAGAGCAUGGGUGACCCGAGCCAGGCUAGCCUUUCGGCGCUGGUCGCCUCAGCCAGCACUGAGGAUGCUUCGGCGAGCCAAAUCUUGAAGGGAAGCGACGUGUUUCACAGCCCAACCAUCCACCGGGCCAUGCGUGCUCACGACGGGCAGCAUCCCUUGUCCCCAACCCAUGCGGUGCGGCAUACAUCCACGCCUGUGAGCAAGCAGCCGACUCAUUCUCAUUCGGCUCCUGCCCAGGGUUCAAUCGCCGAGGCGAGAGAGGCCGAGGCGAUGCCGACUACACCAACUCUCCAGACCAUUGCUACCAUGGGAGGCUAUCCUAUUCGCAAGGCAAAUGCCUUCAUUGGGUACCUAGACCGGCACACUAGGCACAUGAGCAACCUGCUAGCCACAGAAUCUAUGGGCUACGUGGAGAAGGUCUCUGGCAUGUGGAAGGGGGGCGGGAAGCACUAUGACGAGCCAGCGGGGCUGCGGACAGACGAUGAGGAUGGCGAAGACGACCCGGAGGAGCGUGCGAAUUCUGAAGCCCGGUUCCGAGCCCAUUUCGCUUUGCCUGAGAGCGAAAGGCUCCAAGCUACCUACUUUGGGCACUUGAUGCGCGUCCUGCCACUCUACGGAAAGAUCUACAUUGGCGACCGCCACUUUUGCUUCCGGAGUCUGCUGCCCGGUACACGCACCAAGCUCAUCCUCCCGCUGAGGGACAUCGAGAAUGUCGACAAGGAGAAGGGGUUUCGGUUUGGCUACGCCGGCCUUGUCGUUGUCAUUCGCGGCCACGAGGAGCUCUUCUUCGAGUUCUCCAGGGCCGAGGUGCGAGAUGACUGCACCAUCACCAUGCUCCAGAGCCUGGAAGCCACGAACUACCUCCGCGACUCCAGCCCAGUCGACAACCCUGAGUAUGAGGUCGCCCAAGCCGCCGUAGCUGAGCACGACGCGUUGCAGAAAGCACGCAAUGAUGAGUUCGUCGACCACGCCGUCCAGCUGCCCCACGAAGCGUCCUCCGCCUCAGAAGCACCCACAAUCCUUUUUGACGACCCCAAGGCCUCCUUCAUCAACUUCAAACCCGCCCACUCGAUGAAAAUCACAUGCCUCACCAUCGGCUCCCGGGGCGAUGUCCAGCCCUACAUCGCGCUCUGCAAGAAGCUCCUCGCCGACGGCCACCGCCCGCGCAUCGCGACUCACAGCGAGUUCAAGCCCUGGAUCGAGUCGCACGGCAUCGAGUACGCCUACGUGGGCGGUGACCCGGCAGAGCUGAUGCAGCUGUGCAUCCAGAACGGCACCUUCACGUGGGCCUUCCUCAAGGAAGCCAACGCCAAGAUGCGCGGCUGGCUCGACGACCUGCUCGCCACCGCCUGGCGCGCCUGCCAGGGCAGCGACCUGCUCAUUGAGUCGCCCUCAGCCAUGGCCGGCAUCCACAUCGCCGAGGCCCUCGGCAUCCCCUACUUCCGCGCCUUCACCAUGCCCUGGACCCGCACCCGCGCUUACCCGCACGCCUUCAUCAUGCCGGGCCAGAAGAUGGGCGGCGCGUACAAUUAUGUCACCUAUGUCAUGUUUGACAAUGUCUUUUGGAAGACCACCGCCCACCAAAUCAACCGCUGGCGCAACAACAUGCUCAGCCUGCCCAACACCAGCCUCGAGAAGAUGCAGGUCAACAAGGUGCCGUUCCUGUACAACUUCAGCCCCUACGUCGUGCCACCGCCGCUGGACUACAGCGACUGGAUCCGGGUCACGGGGUACUGGUUUCUUGAUGAGGGCGGCGACAAGUGGACGCCGCCGGCGGAGCUGACCGAGUUCAUCGAGCGCGCUCGCCGGGACGAGAAGAAGAUCGUCUACGUCGGGUUCGGGUCCAUUCUCGUGCCAGACCCGGCCAAGAUGACGCAGGAGGUGAUUGAUGCCGUGCUCAAGGCGGACGUGAGGUGUAUUCUGAGCAAAGGGUGGAGCGAUCGGCUGCCGAGCAAGAAGGAUAAGGAUGUAGGGGAGAUUACAGUUGGGUUUGAGGCAGACAAGAAGCCCGAGCCGGAGCUGCCACCUGAGAUUUUCCAGAUCCAGUCGGCGCCGCAUGACUGGUUAUUUAGGCAGAUUGAUGCCGCUGCGCACCACGGAGGCAGCGGUACCACGGGCGCUAGCUUACGCGCGGGCAUACCGACCAUCAUCCGGCCGUUCUUUGGCGACCAGUUCUUCUUUGGGACUCGGGUUGAGGACUUGGGGGUCGGGAUCUGUCUCAAGAAGUGGGGCGCCAAUUCGUUUGCCAGGGCACUGUGGGAAGCGACUAACAGCGAGCGGAUGAUUGUCAAGGCACGGGUGCUCGGGGAGCAGAUUCGUAAGGAGAAUGGCGUCGAUGCGGCUGUCCAGUGCAUCUACCGCGACCUGGAGUAUGCCACGAGUUUGAUCAAGUCCAAGACUGGCAAGUAUCAGAAGGGGGUUGGUGCGACCGCGGGAACGGCCACGGACGGAACCGCGUCGAUGACACCUGGGGCGGACCUGCUGGAGGAUGACGAAGAGGAGGAGAGCUGGACGUUUGUGGGCGGUGACGCCGAGACCAUCGAUGACCUCUCUGCCGAGGGCAUCAUGAAGAGGACGCUGCCGGAUCUGAGCCCUGGUGUUCCGGGGCUGAGGGCGAGGCCUCUGGGGAGUCGGGUGUUGGGCGGUGCUGUUGAGACUGGGGUGGGGGUGAAGAUUGCUCGGUCGGGUUAGACUGGGGGCGGAGCCUCAUUGUGAGAUUUCUGGUCGUGUUUACCCUGGGGCUUCCUCUCUCACUUUGAGUUUCCAUCUUGGAUGUGCCAGGUUUUUCUUUUGCACUCCUUUUUCCACUUCGGCGGACUGGAGCACCCAUGGGGAGGUGCACCCCCAUCUGGCUUAUGGGUUAGAAUCGGCAUUGGAGUAUGGAGAUGAUCAUGACAUGGUGACGACUGGGGACAUGACGGGCGCGGCCGUUCGACUAUAAUAGAGACGACAUCAGAUUGGCUUGGGCUGGACUGCAUUGGAUCGACUACAUAAUAUUAUGCCUGUCUCCCUUGAAAUGGUCCACAGUUGAAUCCUUACAGGAUCUUGGGACAUCCGGGGCAAGAAUAGAGGAAUAGG